This is a messenger RNA of Homarus americanus (American lobster), 4262 nucleotides long. RefSeq names its product cell division control protein 6 homolog (gene Cdc6). The transcript has 10 exons. NCBI's taxonomy places the organism in Eukaryota, Metazoa, Arthropoda, Malacostraca, Decapoda, Nephropidae. Gene Ontology annotation, cellular component: nucleus. Gene Ontology annotation, molecular function: DNA replication origin binding; ATP hydrolysis activity. The record is from RefSeq and is a predicted model, not a curated record. Gene Ontology annotation, biological process: mitotic DNA replication checkpoint signaling. Bases 471 to 2849 code for a protein of 792 amino acids.
AAUGUUUUAAAUGACCCGCCUCAUGCCUCGGGAGGAGACAUCUUUAGCGUGAUUUAAACAGAUGCCAAUGGUGUUUUUCGUGACAAAACUAUACAUAGAAACACAUUUAAAAAUAUCUCCAGAGAACUGUUAUAUAUUUAUACAUAUAAUACAAUACAUACGUUAAAUUUUCAUAUUUGUUUUAUUUCCACAAGUGCUAUUAAUUGAGGCAUAUUAUUGAUUAUUUAAAAACUUAGCUAGCAACUAAUAUUAAAUGGUCGUGAAUUCAACCAAUCAACAAUUAGUUUACAUUUAGCGGGAAAGUUAAGUUGACCAAUCAGCGUCAGGGUAGACCAGCUGAUGGGGUGAGUGUUUCCCGCCAAAUACAGACGAGUAAACACCCAGCCUCUGUCUCUUGUGUCCCGAGUUAUAAUCCAAUUUUAUAGAGGAAAAAGUGAUUUACCAACGUAUACAGUUAUAUAUAAAGGAAGAUGCCAGGAAAGCAGGAGGCAAUCAGUUUCCCCAUACGAAAAACGCGGUGCUCGGGGACCAAGUCUGAAUCGGUCAUUUCAACAGAUUCGUCUCACUUAAGUGUCAAAAGCUGUUAUAUCAAGUUGGAUGUGACUGAUAAUGUACUAAUAUCACCUUCCAAGACAGGACCACAAAACAGACUCAAGGAUGUACACAGCGGCCCAUGGAGAUCUUCACGAAAAACUGAAACAUCGGCAAAAAUCGCCGACACGUGUGAUAGCCCUCGGAGAUCGUCACGACUUGUUGGCACUCCACUGAAACCUGCCAACACCUGCAGCAGUCCACCCAGAGAUACUACUACACAAACUACCGACCGUUACCACAGCCCAGAGAGAUCAUCGCGGAGAAGUGAAAUCUCACCUAAUCUGACGGAUGUGUGCGGGAACCCACGGAGAACAUCACGUAGGUCGGUAACACCUGUGAGACGAGGAGAAUCCAAGACACCGAGCAAACGGAGAUCAGAUUUACCAGAUGUAGAUGGUGGACAGAGCCCUACCAAGAGAUCAGUUAUGCAAAAGCUGGUUUUGGAGACCACAAAACUGACACCAUCUAAAGCUCGCCGCAAAUUAAUGUCUGACGAUGUGAAUGGUGAAAAUUCUCCCUCACCUUUGACCCCCAGAAAAACACAACAAAAUGUACCGUUGAGCCCAGUCAGGUUCUCCUCUCCUACCAGAUCUUCCGGCAGCAUUGAGCCGAGAAUACCUAGGAUGCAGACCCCUCAGAAGUCCCCAUUGUCAUCGUCCAACAUAACCAAUAGAGGAACAUUUCACAGUCCUGCCAGAUCAACGGUGAAACGCCUAGAUUUAAGCAGCCCCAUGAAGUCACCAUUGAGACGUCUCGACAUGAACAGUCCAUUAAAUUCUCCGCUAAAAAGUUUGGAUGUGGACGGCCCGAGAAGAUCACCGCGUAAGCUUAAUCAAGAAAAUUUUCCUAGCCCACGAAGGAGUCCGAGAAAGUUUGCACAGUCUCCCAUGUAUGUGAGCAGCCCGUCCUCCCUGGUGUCAAGACUCUCACUGGCCAGUCCCACUAGUACAAAGAAGGACAUAGCUGUUGGACUUUUUAAACCUGAUGUGACUGCUUACCGUUCUGUUCGUCAGUGCUUGAACACGGGAACUCCCACUGUGUUGUUGUGUAGAGAGAAGCAGAUCUGUGACAUGCAGGAGUUUCUGACACAUCACCUGACCAAAGCCAAGCCUGGGUCUCUUUAUGUCUCUGGUGCACCAGGCACGGGGAAAACUGCAUCUUUGAACUCCAUUCUUGACAGUUUAGAAGUAAAGAAAAUUAAGAGGGUGUUCCUGAACUGCAUGAGACUGAAGACAUCGGGCACCAUAUACAAAACAAUAGUGUCAGAGCUCGGUCUCAAGGUGCGGACAACAGAGAGGGAGAACAUGAACCUCAUUGAAAAGGCUCUAACCACAUCAAAAUGUCCUGUAUUAAUUAUGCUUGAUGAAGUGGACCAGUUGGACAGCAAGCAUCAGGAGGUAUUGUACACUAUAUUUGAGUGGCCAGCACUUGCAGGCUCCUCACUGGUGCUAGUGGGCAUUGCCAACUCCCUCGACCUGACAGACCGAAUCCUGCCCCGGCUUCAGGCUCGGCCCACCUUCAAGCCGAAGCUCCUCCACUUCCCACCCUAUACCAAGGCGGAGAUCAUUAAAAUUAUUAAUCACAGGAUACAGGAGGCUGGGCUCGGAGACGUACAAGUAAUUCGACCAACCGCCAUCCAGUUCUUGGCCGGUAAAGUUGCUUCGGUGGCAGGUGACGUGCGCAAGGCCUUAGAUGUCUGCAGACGAGCAGUUGAACUCUGUGAAGUUAAAGCACGGAGGCAAGCUGUCUUGACUCCCACACGUGGGAGUCCUCGAAAAUCACCAUCCAAACGACCUGAAACUCCGCGGAUGAAAAUGGUCGAAAUACCACAGGUUCUGUCCAUCUUCAAUGAAGUUUAUGGAUCACGGGUGAUCUCUGCUGUGACAGAUGCCCCUGAGAGCUUCCCCCUACAGCAGAAAGUGUUGAUCUGCUGCCUCCUGCUCAUUCUCAAGCAUGCCAAGUCAAAAGAUGUCACACUGGGAAUGUUUCAUGAGGUGUACACACGUGUGUGCAGGAAACGCCAGAUGCCUGGUAUGGAUCAGAGUGAGUUUUUAUCCGUGUGCACGCUGCUGGAGUCACGGGGAAUGCUGCAGGUCAAGCGUGCCAAGGAAUUACGCAGCUCUAAGAUUAACCUGCGUCUCAAUGCAGAGGAGGCAGAACAAACCCUCGGUGACCGCACGCUCUUGGCCAGCACCUUGGACGACAGAGAAAGCUUAGGAAAGUUGUGUAAAGCCGCGAGUAGAAAGUUAAAUUAGGAGGACGUGAAGUUACAUUAGUCAUUGUAACGUUACUUGUAAAGCAUGAAGCAUUCGUGUUAGUUCGUAGAGGCAUUUGAAACUUACUUUAAGUUUUGAUCAACACAUCAGUUUUUCAUUGUAUAUGUUCCCAGCAUUAUUUUUUUUAGAUUAGUUAAUGACAAAUGUGUUCAUGAAUCACUGAAUAAUAGUCACUCAUUUGUUUCAUCAUAUUUUUUUUUUCUAGAAUAGGUUUUAAUAGAAUUCUUCAUUUUAGUUGCCAUACUAGGAAUAAUACUUCCCUGAUUGUGGUGAUAUAGAUAGAUAAAUUUUAACAGAUUUUCAGUGCUGUACAAAUAAUAAACCCUGGUGAUAUAUUUUUUAAUAUUGUAGUUUUUUUUUUUUUUUUAAGUUUUUUAAUACUGUAGUGCUUCAAUUGAUGACUGACUCAGCAUGAAAGGAUGUUUUUAAUUUAUGAUUUAUGAGUAUUAACAGCAUUGUGCUUAUAAAUAUGUCGAUGAAUGAUUUUGUGAAUGUUUCCUAAUACCUGUACCAGCCAAAGAUGUUAUUGUGGAGAAUGUUAGUGUUGUUGUAGCAUCUCCACUAGAAGUGAGACCUCUUUAUAACUUAACGGACCUAUCUUCCUCCAUAUAAUCGGUUAGAUAGUUUCAUAAAUAACGAAACCCUUGAUAUAACGGACUUUCACAUCUAUAUAAUUCAUUAGAUGGAGGUUUCACAUCUAACAGACCCUCGAUGUUACGGGCUUCCUCUCCAUAUAGUAGUCCGUUAAAUAGAGGUUUCACUGUUGUUUUAGAUUUAUAACUAUCUCUCUUAUGAUAGUGUUCGCUCUUCCGUUUAGUCAUUAAAUUGUCUAGUGAAAUUUGAUCAGAUUGAGAACAAUAUUUUUACACAUCUGAUACAUAUUUACAUUUACUUUGAGGUCAAAUAAUAAAGUACAGGAAUUCUUUUACACAAUUAUACAUGUUUACUUUAUGAGGUUGAAUAAUAAAGUACAGUAAUUCUUUUAUACAAUUAUACAUGUUUACUUUAUGAGGUUGAAUAAUAAAGUACAGUAAUUCUUUUACACAAUUAUACAUGUUUACUUUAUGAGGUUGAAUAAUAAAGUACAGUAAUUCUUUUAUACAAUUAUACAUGUUUACUUUAUGAGGUUGAAUAAUAAAGUACAGUAAUUCUUUUAUACAAUUAUACAUGUUUACUUUAUGAGGUUGAAUAAUAAAGUACAGUAAUUCUUUUAUACAAUUAUACAUGUUUACUUUAUGAGGUUGAAUAAUAAAGUACAGUAAUUCUUUUACACAAUUAUACAUGUUUACUUUAUGAGGUUGAAUAAUAAAGUACAGUAAUUCUUUUACACAAUUAUACAUGUUUACUUUAUGAGGUUGAAUAAUGAAGUACAGUAAUUCUUUUAUACAAUUA